CUAGCCUCCUUUUCUCCCCUGCAGAGUCCUAUGUUGCAAAAGCUCCCGGGCCAUACAGCUGCACACCUUGGGAUGGGACAGGAGCCCCUAAGCCUGCGCACCUAGGGAUGGGACUCCUGCCUUAUCCCGUCCUUCUAGGCCAGGGAGCCCUAAGCCAGGUUAUGCCCCAGAAUCAUCCGCAGGCAGCUCCAGGAUGCGAGCCCUGCGCGCUCCGCCAGGGGACGCUGGGACGCUGUGAGCUGCUUCCGGUGCCGGUGUGGAAGAAGGAGACGUGCAGGGCGUGACCCGGAAGUUGACGGUGGGUUCCGCCCCUCGCGCUGGGGUGGCAGGCUCGGACCGGCCGGCGGAGCUGCAGCCUCACUUAGCGCCCUCCUCGUCGACAUCAUGCUCCAGUUCCUGCUUGGAUUUACUUUGGGCAACGUGGUUGGAAUGUAUCUGGCUCAGAACUAUGACGUACCAAACCUGGCUAAAAAAUUUGAAGAAAUAAAAAAGGACUUGGAUGCCAAGAAGAAACCUCCUAGUUCAUGAGGCCGACUCCAGGACUGCCUUCUGGACACACAGAGUCUCCUGCUCUCGAGGGCCUCCUUUACCUUCUGAACCAAAAGCCUUUGUUUUCAUCUCUAGCCUCGUGAUUUUCUUCUUUGCUAGACCCCGUGUUACCAUAGAGCAAAAAUGGGGCCCCAGAUUAAGAAACUACCCUUACGUGUCCAACAUCCUCACCUCCUCCCAUAUCCUCCUUCCAGCUACAUGGGACGUUCUAGGACUGGAAUUAUGGUGCUCGAUUAGUAAACAUGACCUUUAAUGAGUAGUCUCUUCCUUA
Microcebus murinus (gray mouse lemur) is the source of this 820-nucleotide messenger RNA. RefSeq names its product short transmembrane mitochondrial protein 1 (gene STMP1). Lineage: Eukaryota; Metazoa; Chordata; Mammalia; Primates; Cheirogaleidae. The record is from RefSeq and is a predicted model, not a curated record. Gene Ontology annotation, cellular component: respiratory chain complex.